UUAAUGAAAUCAUUUUCUUUUGACCAAAAAAAAAAAGAAACUGGGGCUCACCAAAAAUUGGAAAACAGCGAUGACGACGAGGGUGGAGUUUUGCAGCGGCAGUACGCGGCCUUCGCAGAGACUGCAGAGUAGUUCAGGUGCCAUUACUUUUUCAAUUGAAAUUGAAAUUAUUCGUCCUAAAAUUGCAUCUUGCAUUGGUUUGCCCUUUUGGGUUAUAAUUUGUUUAAUUCAGCACUGCACUAAACUAGCUGAAUUAUUCACUUCACUUUAUUGGAUUCCUUGGUUCCCUUGGAGGUCAUUUGAUUUGUAGAAUAGAGAGUCCAUUUCCUAUGAUUUCAAUCUCAAAAUUUCGUUGCAUCUUCCACACACUAGAAGCCACAAGAAAACAAGUAUAUGUUGCAUUGAGAAGUUGUCAUUCUAGGUCUGAAUGGGUUCAGAGGGGUUUGGAUAACUUGGCACCAAAUGAGAAGCCAAAGAGGGUUGGGCUUUUCUGGGACUUGGACAAUAAACCCCCCAACAAAAUCCCACCUUAUGAAGUUGCCAAUAAGCUCAGAAUAGCUGCAUCUUCCUUCGGGGUUGUUCGCCAUAUGGUGGCUUAUGCAAACAGUCACACUUUUAGCCAUGUCCCUCAGCCAGUCAGGGAGAGGAGGAAGGAGAGGGCGCUGUUGAAUCGGUUAGAGAAUAAGGGUGUUAUCAAGCGAAACGAGCCGUAUCUUUGUCGGGUUUGCGGGAGAAAAUUCUAUACUAAUGAAAGGCUUGUUAACCAUUUCAAGCAACUGCAUGAGAGUGAGCACAGGAAAAGGAUGAACCAGAUUGAGUCAGCCAAGGGGAACAGGAGGGUCAAGUUGGUGGCUAAGUAUUCUAUGAAAAUGGAAAAGUAUAAGAAGGCUGCAAGGGCUGUUUUGACUCCGAAAGUGGGGUAUGGUUUGGCAGACGAGCUGAAACGGGCGGGGUUUUGGGUACAAACUGUGUUGGAUAAACCAGAAGCUGCUGAUCUUGCGUUGCAAAGUCACAUGGUAGAUAUGAUGGAUCAUCGGCGAGUUGAGUGUGUGGUUCUUGUAUCUGAUGAUUCUGAUUUUGUCGAUGUAAUAGAAGAAGCAAAGCUUAGAUGUCUCAAAACGGUUGUCAUUGGGGAUACUCCUGAUGGAGUCCUGAAGAGGACUGCCGAUGCUGCAUUUUCUUGGGAGGAAAUUCUGAUGGGGAAGGCUAAAAAGGAGGCUGUGUCAGUUGUUGAAAACUGGAAAGAUCGUGAUAUCUUAAAAAGGUUAGAGUGGACAUAUAAUCCUGAAGUGGAUAAAAAGAAAUUCAAUCUGAAUGAUACGGUUGCUGAAACAUCUGAAGAUGAUGAUAUCAUAGAUAUCGGUGAUGAAGUUGAUGAUGACCAUGAGGAUGAUAGAGGUUCUUGGUGGGAAUUAGAUUCUGACGAUGAUGUCUCAACUGGACAGUUAGACAAAUUAUCUACCAUGUCUGUGAGAAGGUGAAGCUCAUUUGUCCUUCUACUUCCCAAAAUUUCCCUGUGCAAAAAUAAUGUUUGGGUCAUCAAUUUGUGAGAUGACAUUGUAACUUAGAAGUUGAGGAUGGAUGUGGUAGUUACUUUGAAAAUGAAAUUCUUGUUUCCUCUGUUUUCCA
Molecule: messenger RNA, 1629 nt
Organism: Lotus japonicus
Lineage: Eukaryota; Viridiplantae; Streptophyta; Magnoliopsida; Fabales; Fabaceae
Exons: 1
Coding region: 330-1481 (383 amino acids)
Molecular function (GO): RNA nuclease activity
Source: RefSeq, a predicted model, not a curated record